This is a messenger RNA of Protopterus annectens (West African lungfish), 1669 nucleotides long. It is a transcript of the gene DRC10, whose product is annotated as IQ motif containing D. The transcript is spliced from 5 exons. The coding region runs from base 135 to 1490 and encodes 451 amino acids. NCBI's taxonomy places the organism in Eukaryota, Metazoa, Chordata, Ceratodontiformes, Protopteridae. Gene Ontology annotation, molecular function: protein binding. The record is from RefSeq and is a predicted model, not a curated record.
CUUAGUAACCGAUGUAAACAGAGCGAGGCACGAGCAAAGUGGGCAACCACGAGAGAAGUCCCUUAAAGCAGGAAGCUUCCAGUCACUACAGAAUCCUUUACAUCACUUUGUCUGUGGGCACUCCGAGGAAUACAAUGGCAACUGAAGUAAUUACUUUGCCCCAACUAUCAGAUGUCAUGGAUAAUGGGAGAACAGGAGGAAACAGAAUUGGCCAUGUUAUGAUGUUAAAGAAGAUGCCCAUCAGAAUAGAUGCUUUAAAAAUCCUAGAUCCAGGUCGAAAGAAGCUAACAUCUAUUGAGACACAAAGGAUCAUUUCUGCUUUGGAUGAAUGCAUUAGGAAAAUAGAACUUGUUACCCUGUUGUCUUACAUAGAAGGGAACCUUGAGCGUUUUAGUGUAGUCCUGGGGUCAGAGCUCAUGUCUGCCAUUAAAGAGUGCUACAGGCUAGAGACAAACUUGUGUGUCAUUCUUGGUAGACUUGAGGAAGCAGAGGAUCCCUAUACAGUGCAUGAUAUAUUUCAGGAGAAGGCACUGGAACCUAAAGAAGAUUGUUAUUCUAACACUACACCACAGCAUAUUCGCUCCAUCUACAUACUUCGAAAAGCUAUCAACAGUUCUGUAAAAAAUGUUCUGAGGCUGUUUCAAUUAAACCCAGCUGCUUAUAGCACAGUACGAAUGGAGUCACAUGCUAGGAAUCCAACCAGCCAAGCAAUGAUCCAUGCUCUGCUGGAAAUGCGCACCUUCUUACUAGAAAAGUUGUUGACCAAUCCCAUGGAGGACAGAGAGAAGAUCUACUAUGUUCAGAGUAUGGCUACUCGAAACCAGAAGAAUGCAGAUGUGAUUGCUGCCCUGGAGGCUGAAGUGGCAGCUGCAACCCAGGAUAAAGAGCAUGAGGUUGCCCAGAAGAAUGAUGUGAUUCGAAAGCUGAAAAGUAACCUCCACCACAUUGAGAAGUUAUCAGAAGAUGAGCUCCAACGCACAAAUCAGGAGACUGAAAAACAACAAAAAACACUGCAGAAGACUUCAGAAGGCAAGUGCACUAAGCUACAGCAUGAGGUUCAACAGCUGAGGACACAGCUCAAUAAUCUGAUCGUAGAGCACCGGGAACUAGAACUAGUACUGAGAAAGAAAAAGUUUAAAAUUGAGACAGAGAUUGAAAACUGGAUACAGAAGUAUGAUGCAGACCUUGGAGAGAAGCAGGAGGAGUUGGAGCAGCUGGAUGCUAUAUACAAAGAAGAGAAAGCACAACUGAGUGAACUACAGGAACAAUACGAUGUCAUGGAACAGGAGUACAAACAGAUUAUGGAGGAUCGGCGCAUUGCUCAACAGAAGAAGGAGGAAGCUGAGAGGGAGUUGGCAAACAUGACUCGAGCUGCAAUUUUUAUACAGGCUUUCUGGAGAGGCUACAAAGUACGCAAAAUGCUGAAGGGAAAAAAGAAGGGGAAGAAGGGGAAGAAGGGGAAGGGGAAAGGAAAACAAGGAAAGAAAUAAACACUGUAAAACGUAAAUAAAUCAGAAAGGGUGGCAAACUUAAGCAACUGAAUAUAUACUAGGGAAGAAUAAGGUAAUAAAUCAAAGCAAAUGAUUUGAAAAAAAUGAGUGAGAACCAUACUAUGGUAAUGCACACUUUUUAUGUACUAAAAUGUUAAAAAUAAAGAAACAUAAAAAUA